AUGUCUCUCGUCGGCCUGGCUCUCGUCGCGACGCUGGCUCUUUACCCUCCCGCACCGGUUCGCGAGGUGCAGGCAACGUCGACCAAAGCCCGGCGGCUGGCUAACUUGCGCGAGGAGGGCUCUGCCGCCGUCGCCGCGCGCCAGUCCAGGGCGCUGAUGCUCAAGGUGGCACAGCUCAGACAAGGAGGGCAGCGCCUCAUCGAGGAGAGGGAGGCGCGGCUCGCCGCCCUCGACUCGAUCCGGAUCAACCGCGAGUUUGCCGAGCGUCACUUUGACAUGCGCGCCGCCUUUCGCGCUGAGCUGGAGGUGAGGCCCGCUCGCGCCUUCGCCAACCGACUGGCGACCAAGUGGGAGACCGUGGCAGAGGCGCGAGUCGCUCGCGACCAGCGUGCGAUGGAAGCGAUGCGAGCUUGGGAGGAGGCAGAGAGAGCGCGCCGGCGGCUUGAGCGGGCGGAGUCGCGGCUGGCGGAGCUUGAGGCGGAGGCGGAGGGGGCGGAGGCGACGUCGUGCGAGGCCUUCCUCACCACUGUCAUCACCUUCCAGGGGCGCAGCUUCAGAGUGUUCCUCGCCACCGACGCGACCACGGACCAGCUCGAGGACGAGGCGCAGAUUGUGUUCCCGUCGCUGGCCGCCACGCCAGUCUGCCUCUGGGUGGGCGGUGAGCGGUUGCCGCGGGGUGCGCCGCUUAGCGCAGUGCUGCAAGCCGGCGGCAAUGCGCCUCUGGAGAGAGUGAUGGUCACGCCGCUCGGCGCGCUGUCUGCGGCUCGUCCAGAGGCGGCGCCGGCCACCGAAGAGCAGAUGGCGGCUUCGUGGCGCGACCGAGCGUGGACCUCUGGGUAG
Messenger RNA from Emiliania huxleyi CCMP1516, 840 nucleotides. RefSeq lists its product as hypothetical. Lineage: Eukaryota; Haptophyta; Isochrysidales; Noelaerhabdaceae. The transcript has a single exon. The record is from RefSeq and is a predicted model, not a curated record. Bases 1 to 840 code for a protein of 279 amino acids.